Molecule: messenger RNA, 4032 nt
Organism: Fonsecaea nubica
Lineage: Eukaryota; Fungi; Ascomycota; Eurotiomycetes; Chaetothyriales; Herpotrichiellaceae
Exons: 2
Coding region: 1-4032 (1343 amino acids)
Source: RefSeq, a predicted model, not a curated record
AUGGGUGCGAACAACUCAACAAUCGAUACCAAUCUCCCUAUAUUCUCUGAUCAACUUGGGAAAAUCACGAUUAAACCCCUCAAACCGCACGCAUCCACACUCCGCUCAAGCCGAGAGGCAAAUGAAACGGCCGCUGCUUCCAUCGGCCACAGCCAAGACCAUGUCGCUUCCGACCUGUCACCCAAAGCCCCAUCACGACCAAGGUGGCUCCCUCCAGUGGAGAGCCGGGAGGCUGUAAAAGCACAAGCGUUUCAGGUGGAUGGCUGGCGGAUCGUUGAUGGUUCGGACGAGAUCUACGAGUCGAUUGACACGGAGAGAUCGGGUUACCCUCAACCAACAUCCUUCAACUCACAAAUUGAUCCAGAAUAUUCUGAUCUGGACAUAAAGCCUUCGCUGGCGGAAAUUGAUGAAGCCUUGGCCAUAUAUCAGGAAGAUUCACCAUUAAGUCAUCAAAAGACUGGUUCAAAUCUCCCAGUGGUCUUGGAUUCUCCACCAGCCAGAGCUAAACGCUCUCUAUCUGUGUCGCCAGCGCAAAAGAAUAAACGGCGUCUCCUCCCGACAAAGCGCGCCGUCGAAAUUGCCGAUCAGAAAUGCGACACAUUCGGCGAAAACGAAGCCAAUGCGCCAGAACCCCAGGCAUCGACAUAUCGCCAAGCAGAAUUUGGAUUUUUCAAUCCAUUCCCCAAUGGCUUUCCGCUCGACGAGGAAGAUUGGUUACGUCCAGACCCCCACCCUGGCUCGUGUCUCUACCAAGACUCGGAGGACGAGGAUGAAGGGUACUGGUCGAAGAUAAUUAGUCCAGCCAACUCUGGCGAGGGGGGCACGCCAGAAGAACAACAAACGCGCCUUAAUGAACUACUAUCGAGACGCCACCAAACGAAACCUAAACAGAAGGAAAUAAAAGAGGAACCAUCCAAUAUCGAGCUAGAUGAAGAACAGAAGUUCCUGGAUCUAGCCCGCGAAUACAUGCACAGAUAUCAAGAAGAAGGAGCAGAGCGGAGUCGACAACUACGAGAGAAAGCCUUGCGGCGGCGUGGACUUCUUACAAACUCUGAAAGAGGCUCGGAUUCGGAGUACAGUAGGACAAUAUCUGAUACGGAUGUCGACCACGACAACGAUUCAAUUAUCGGCCUUUUCUCCGAUGACAACGGCCACACCGACGAACCCCGGGACAUUGCUCAGCACAGUAAAAACUCAGAGUCGACGGAGAGGGUCAACAAAUCGAAGACAGACCAGAGGACAGACGUGUUAACCGCAAGCAAUCCUCCUGAUCGGAUACAAAACCAGACUUUAAGUGGUGACCGGGACGCUCAGAUCGGUCGCGACAAAUCACAGGCCAUACCCUUGGGCGAUGAUCAUGAACGUGAGGCUAAAAGAGCCGUUCGUCCUGGGCUUGCGGCGAAGGGAAGCGUGAGCACCCCUCCCCCAAGCAGACAGUUCAUCGCAGAUGACGGGAACUGUAGAGCUCGUCGGCGGAAUCCUCUUCCUGAGAGACCUGAUGAUUCCACAAUACAUCCAGAGUGCAAUAGAGAACAGCAAUUCAGUGCUACGCCAGAGCACCACGCCCCUCGACACUUGAAGUGCAACAUCGCGCAACAGCCACAAAUCAGUGCUACACAGGAUGAGACAGCUCGAUAUUUGGAGUGCAACACAGUGCAGCAAUCGCAAAUCGGAUCUAGCGCAGAGAAUGAAACUUACAGCAUAUAUCCGCGGCCGCUAUCAAGUCAUGGCACAGAUACAGCGCAGAGAGGAGCUAUCAACGAAGAAAAACGCAACCUCAAGCCGUCGGCUCGGCCGCUUUCUGGACUUGAGACGCUAGCAGCUAAAAGAGUCGGCGGCAGUGACAGUGAGAGUACCCUCAGGCCCCUCGAUCGAGCCCUUUCCCAACCCCAGACACUUCCACGAAAACGCGAUCUAGUACCUCUUGAUCCCAGCGCGCCAGAAUCCCAGCCAACUGGCGAAAACACCGAACCGCCGUCUCCCCUUGGUCCCGGUCGAAAUCGAGGCUUGACACUUCCCAAAAACUUCGACCAAUUCUCCGAAGAAGAAAAAGAUGUGAUUGUCCAGCACGAGAUUGCAAAGGAGAGAAAGCGAGACCUGGAUGCGCUUGGAGGCGUGGUUUGGACUUUUGCACAGUUACGGUGCUUCUCGGAUCGCGAAAUCACCGAGAGAACCAUGCAAACGGAAACAAACGAGCUGUAUGACAUUGGGAGGUUCAUCUCGCUCGUGAUCGAGCAGGGGAAGCCUGGCAAAAUGCGACGGACGCGGGUCCAGGACAUUCGCGACAACAUCCGAAGGCGGGUGCAGAAGGCGGCAGAGAGCUCAGAAGAGCCCAGUGACGUUGCAGUCAUGACGGAAAUGCGGCGGACGUUCAGUCAGAAGCAUAUUGAUUUCAUCAACGACGAAACACCAAAGGUCCAGAAGGAGAUUGACCAUUGGGGAGGGCUAAGGAGUGAGCGCAAAAGCCGGCGGCACAACAUCAGGCCGAGAGAGCACAGGAAAAAAGAGCGGCCGAGCGUGCGAACGGAAGAGAAGUCUGGAAAGAAACAAGUCCGAUUUGUGGAAGACGAGACACGAGCUGCCCGGGACAAGCGGCCGACGAGUAAGGCGAGAGCAGUCGAUGGUCGACAAGCACAGUCGGACAGUCAAGCAGAAAUCAUCAACAAGUUGAAAGCUCAGCUGAGGCUUUUUGAAACGGCCGACCAAGACGAGGUCGCCGAACUUCAGAGUCAAGUUGCCGAGAUCGAAGCAGAGCUUGAGCGCGCCACCCAAUAUCGCCAUGACGACGACGAGGAAAGCGAAGAAGAUGACGGCGCCGACUUUGUGUUUGGAGCUGGGCAGAAUGCGCAAUCGGCGUCACAGGGAUCAGCCAUGGAUCAGAGUCAAUAUCGGGAGUCAUUCAUAGAAGAGGAACACGAUACUGCAGAAAUCAACCAUUUGGAAGAUGGGCGUCAAAGAGACUCAGCGCCUCAUGACCCAACUCCCAGUCAACAGCAACGCGACCCUGAACUCCUUGGACAAAUGCGGAUGGAAAGGAGCCAGGCCAUGCAGAGCCAGGGUUUCGACCCAGAGCUCUUACGGCAGAUGCAACUGAGGAGAGAGCAGCAACUCGAGGCAUCGACAGACCCGACAAUUAUCGAUCGCGCCACCGCAGGAGAAUCGGACAGCGAGACCGAGGUGGAGUCUGAGGACGCUUCCGACGGAGACCGAGACGAGAAUGACCAAGUUUUCAGGUACACCGUCUGGGGUGUGUUCAGGGGGGUCGAGAUCUACAAGGACGCCGAUCACUAUUACUUUCUGAAGACGUACGACGCGGCAAAGGCGCAGGACAAGGUCCGUGAGAUCGUCACCGGUGUUCAUCGGUACGCGGCGUCGGCGACUGGGACCGAAGUCAGUCGGGUGAGCAUGAAAACGGAGCUGAAGUACGAGUUGAUGGAGCAGCAUAUCGCUCUGGGGGACGACUUGACCAUCCAGGCGAAAGUCUGGAUCGAGCGGGACCUGGUGGAUUUGGCCCAGAAGGCCUUUCGCGCGGCCAAACGACAAAGAGCCGUGAAACAAGCCGCGACGUUUGCGGUGUAUUGGGAGAAGACCAUUACUCCCGUCGACCGCCGCGAUGGAGAAACCGAGACCGAGGCCGACCGUGGCCGCGCCUCCGACGAGCUUGACGACCUGUUCAGCGAGUCUGCAAAGGACACAGCCCAGGCCGCCGCCGCAGCGCCCGUGACGAUCUUCAUUCCACAAGAUGAGAUUGAACACUUCACGACGCCGAUCCUGGCCAACCGCCACGCCAAGGCGGUGUACCUGGAGUGGCACAAUACCUUUUUGCCUGGUUGGCAGGACGAGGGAUAUCGGCGGCUCGAGGAGGAGUCGAUGGAGCAGUACCUGGAGACGCUGGGCGACUGGGGCCACUUUGUGCGUGAAGAGAGCUUUGAGCGUGUGGAGAAGGAUGGCCGACACGGCGGCCAGAGACGCGUCGAGGAGAAGAUUCGAGUGUGGGUGAAGAAGAUUGCGGUCAAGGGGCCGGGCAAUUAA